GUCAUAGACCGAGGAUACACACCAUAUCAGGUGCUGUUCUUGGAUGACUUGCUGAUUUUCCUUGUGGCACUUAGCAUCACUGUGUACCGGCGGACAGACAUGCUCCCAAAAGGCUGGAAACAUGGGGCCAACUUGAUUUUUCUCGGAUGUACGCGGUUUACCAGUCUUCUUUGCCUGUUCAUGUCGUACCAGUAUAUUCCACCUGCGAACGCAGAAGCCGUCUGGAACGCGAGUAUGCCGGUAUUUGUGGUGACCCUCUCCUGUAUCUUCCUUCAACAGAUUCCAACUCGAGUAACCGUCCUCGGCAGCAUGUGGUGUGUAGCAGGUGUUGUGCUUCUGGGCUACGGUAGCUUCGUCAACAUGACGUCAUCAGCUAAUACUGCAGACGUCACUCUUGGACAGAUUCUAGCCGUAACUGGAGCACUGAUUCACUCCAUUGGUGACGUCGGCGCCAAAUAUCUUCUAGAAUCCACCCCGAGGGAAAAGGUUGUCACGUACGUGUACGCCUUUAGCUCAGUGUAUGCCGGAAUAGGAGUGUUCGUUACCAGUACCACAUGGCACCUUGAACCAGUGACUGCCACAGUCUUAGUGCUAAGCUGUUGCAGUCAUGGCAUGAGCGUUCUGUUUUUCUACCUUGGUCUAAAGUCAGUAGAGGUAAAUGCUGUUACUGCAAUGAUUCAGCUGAGCGCUUUUUCGGCAUAUGGCUUGCAGUGGGCAAUGCUGGGGUUCGCUCCGACAGUCUUAGAUGGCUUGGGUCUAACAUGUGUACUGAUAGGGGCGUUUUCUAUUGUGAUUUGGGAGGCACGUGGUAGUUGGAAAGAACAAAAACACUUAGCAUUUAUGGAGCAACUUGAUUUCAAUGUCGCGGAAUUAAAUGAUAAGCAUUAAACUACAAUAUCUAACACCUUGAACCAGUGACUGCCACAGUCUUAGUGCUAAGCUGUUGCAUUCAUGGUAUGAGCGUUCUGUUCUUCUACCUCGGUCUAAAGUCAGUAGAGGUAAAUGCAGUUACUGCAAUGAUUUAGCUCAGCGCGUUUUCGGCCUAUGGCCUACAGUGGGCAAUGCUGGGAUUCGCUCCGACACUUUUAGAUGGUUUGGGUCUAACAUG
Molecule: messenger RNA, 1108 nt
Organism: Branchiostoma floridae (Florida lancelet)
Lineage: Eukaryota; Metazoa; Chordata; Leptocardii; Amphioxiformes; Branchiostomatidae
Exons: 2
Coding region: 100-888 (262 amino acids)
Cellular component (GO): membrane
Source: RefSeq, a predicted model, not a curated record